UCCAGCUGGGCGUUCAGUGUGGUUCAGACGCUCUGAUCCCUUUCAUCUAGUUUCUUUUUUUAUUUGCUCAGACAGCCCCGACAAUAAGCAGCCAUGGAUGCCAUCAAGAAGAAGAUGCAGAUGCUCAAGCUCGACAAGGAGACAGCCUUGGACAGAGCUGAGCAGGCCGAGUCAGACAAGAAAGCAGCCGAGGAAAGGAGCAAACAGCUUGAGGAUGACCUACUGGCACUGCAGAAGAAGCUGAAGUCAACUGAGGACGAGUUGGACAAGUACUCUGAAGCCCUGAAGGAUGCCCAGGAGAAACUGGAGGUCGCUGAGAAGAAAGCCGCAGAUGCUGAGAGUGAUGUAGCUUCCCUGAACAGACGUAUCCAGCUGGUUGAGGAGGAGUUGGAUCGUGCUCAGGAGCGUCUGUCCACAGCGCUGACCAAGCUGGAGGAGGCUGAGAAGGCUGCUGAUGAGAGCGAGAGGGGCAUGAAGGUCAUUGAGAACAGGGCCAUGAAGGACGAGGAGAAGAUGGAGCUGCAGGAGAUCCAGCUGAAGGAGGCCAAACACAUUGCAGAGGAGGCUGACCGCAAAUACGAGGAGGUGGCCCGUAAGCUGGUGAUCAUUGAGAGCGACUUGGAACGUACAGAGGAGCGCGCUGAGAUGUCUGAGAGCAAAUGCUCUGAGCUUGAGGAGGAGCUGAAAACCGUGCAGAACAACCUGAAGUCUCUGGAGGCCCAGGCAGAGAAGUACUCGCAGAAGGAGGACAAGUACGAGGAGGAGAUCAAGGUUCUUACAGACAAGUUAAAGGAGGCUGAGACUCGUGCUGAGUUCGCUGAGAGAUCAGUCGCCAAGCUUGAGAAGACCAUUGAUGACCUGGAGGAUGAAGUCACACAUGCUAAAGAAGAAGGCCAGAACAUAAAGCAGAUUCUGGAUCAGACUCUAACGGAGUUGUUUAACAUUUGACCCAGCUCUGUUCAUCUCCCCACGUUGCCUCAUCUGCUCUGAGUAUGGCUGGCUCCCAUAUACGGCUGCUACACAUAACGUUGGGCCUUGCAUUUAUAUGUGUCCUCUGACCUCGUCAUCCUGAAGAAACGAGCUCUACACAAGGUAGCACACGUGGCUUCGAUGAGCUACAGUCAAACUACACUGUUUCCGUUACACACUGUAAUCAAAGGUCAGUUAACAUUCACUGUGUAUUGUUAAAGUUUACAUGUAUAUGUUGGGAGAAUUUGCACUUUUUGGGGGAAACAUACUGCACAUAAUCAUAGUCAACAAAGCCAUAACUUAAGCCAAGGUUAUAUAAAAGGGACUUUUAUUAUGUAUACUUUUGUAAAGUUGCUUGUGUCUUUUGUUUCUUCUGUAUUGUAAACCUUUUUUCAGUGUCUGUGAUGUUGUACACUUCCAGUUUAGCAAGGAAGGAAUUCUUAGCACAGUUCCUUGAACGUAUUCUCUUGAUCAGCUAAGUAAUAGAAAUGUUUGCACACUGUAUUCAUUUUCCUGUUCAUUUUGAGAAACUGAUUUGUUUGAUUUCGUCGUUCUCAUUUUAUAUUGGAAAUGUAAAGAACAUGAAUAAAUGGUUGGAUCAGUAUA
Messenger RNA from Sebastes umbrosus (honeycomb rockfish), 1575 nucleotides. RefSeq names its product tropomyosin alpha-1 chain-like. The record is from RefSeq and is a predicted model, not a curated record. NCBI's taxonomy places the organism in Eukaryota, Metazoa, Chordata, Actinopteri, Perciformes, Sebastidae. The transcript has 9 exons. Bases 94 to 948 code for a protein of 284 amino acids. Gene Ontology annotation, biological process: actin filament organization; cardiac muscle contraction. Gene Ontology annotation, cellular component: actin filament. Gene Ontology annotation, molecular function: actin filament binding.